Acyrthosiphon pisum (pea aphid) is the source of this 1711-nucleotide messenger RNA. RefSeq lists its product as uncharacterized. The transcript has 6 exons. The coding region runs from base 366 to 1484 and encodes 372 amino acids. The record is from RefSeq and is a predicted model, not a curated record. Lineage: Eukaryota; Metazoa; Arthropoda; Insecta; Hemiptera; Aphididae.
UAAACAAUAUAUGACAAUACGAAGUACGACACACGUCAUUGAAAUAGGACGUCGGUUUAUGUCGUUGUGAUAUAAAUACUUGUUUUCGAUUCAAACUAUUUUCUUGGUUUCAUUCGUGUUACUUAUAAAGUGCUCGGUGAUGUAAACAUAAGAUAUUAUAAUAUUAUACUUACAGCAUACUGUUAAAAAGGACGACACCGUGACACGGAAGACCCGAUCACCACUUCCAGUUCCGACUGCAUAGAAUACAGAUAGGUACCUGUUGAUAAAGCCAACUUUAAUUACAGACUUGUCAAAUUGGUCUUGCACUUCUGUGUUAAUUAUUUUCAAGUUUUUCAUAAUUUGUUAUACACCGAGUUUUAAUAAUGCCCAAGUGCCUAGUGUGCGAAAAUUCUUCUGCGAGUACCAAUCGUCGUGAUAUAACUUAUCAUUCGUUUCCUAGGAAUGAAUACCUAAGAAGAGAAUGGCUUAAUGUGUAUGGAAUUGAUCAUUGUAACGAUACCGAUCGUAUAUGUAGUGAUCAUUUUUUAGAAGAAAACUAUAGGACAGGACGAAAGAAAUAUUUAAAAAAAGAUACUAUCCCCCAAGGCUAUGACAAAAAUUGUCUUCCUUCCAAUUGUACUCAAAGUAAUGAUGUUGUAAUGAGCAACAAUGAAUUUUUACCAACAGAACUAAAUCGUUUAAGUUACACCACUCGAAGUUAUGUUGAUGAAACUAGUACUAAUGAAUUUUUACCGAGGGAUGAUAAUCAUUUAAGAAAGGUACAAAGCUAUGAAAAUAUGACGAGGCUCCAAACUGAACCAUUUGACAGACAAAUGCCUACGUUCAUUGCCAAUGACAAUAUUCGAACCGUAAUUGAAAGCGGUUCAGCACCAGUGUUAACAACUACUACAACUACUAAGUAUAAACCAGGAGCAACUUCAACCUUAAAAAUGCCAGAUAAAUUGUCUUCUAAUACUGUAAUUAAUCCAGAAUUAAUUGACAAUCAAAUUACAUUUUUAAAACAUAUCUCUCCCGCAAAUAAAUUAAAUUCAUCUGUAUUGCCUGAAAUAAAGACUCCAGUCAUUUCAGAAUGUUAUUCAUUAGCUGGAAAGGCAGAUAUCCACGAUUCAAACCCAGAUAAAAGUACAAAUACCUCACAAUAUAUAAUAAUUGAUGAUGACGAUACAGAAAAUUUUAGGGUGAAAGAUCACAGAUUUAUUUAUAACAUUUCUAGAAUUAUUGUACUUCCUAGUGCACUUUGGAGGAUUGUAUAUGAUUGUGUACAAAAUACAACUUCUUUUUAUCAACGAGACAGUUCUUAUAAAACUGUGAAAAAAAUUAGUUUUUAUAAUAGCCUUUUGCCAAAAAUACAAAUAUAUGGAAUUAACUACAAAUAUAACAAGCCUAUUAAAUCAAAAAAACAAUUACAAAGUCUUUUAGAAAAGGUUGAUAGUAUUAAGAAAUGUUCUGGUGUUGAUGGAUUUACCACUACCAAAAGGUAACUCAAUUAUGAAGAUCGUUCAGAAGAUGUUAAUUUGUAAUCUGCCUGUAAAGAGAAAUAUCAAGAACUGUACAAAAUUACUGAAUCUAAAACCAAAACGAUUGAAAGUCUUGAACAGAAAGUUUGUUAACUGGGUGUUUCUAAAUUGUAAUGUAAGACACUCAUUAUUUUAAAAAAAACUAUUAAUAAUUUUAAAAAUAUUUUUUUUACAUAAUUUCAAGUCGUUAA